UUUCAGGGUUUGCUCUAUCGUAUGACUAGGUUGGGAUUAGGUUUUCAAGAUGACCUAAAAAUUAGCAAUAGUCAAGGAAAAGUUGUUGCUCUUUCUUGCAAAAUGGUAGGUGGUGGCAACGAUGGCUCUCUUCAUCUUUGUGCAAGAGUUUGCCUAAUUGAUGAACAUGAAAGAAUCCUCUUUGAAUCCUAUGUUGCACCAAAUAUUCCCAUCACGAACUAUAGGUAUGAAAUAUCGGGGAUUAGGCCAGAAUACAUGAGAAAUGCAAUGCCAUUGAAGCAAGUAUCGAGAAAAAUUCAAGAUUAUCUUUGUAAUGGUGAACCUAUUUGGCAAAUUCGUACUAGAAGUGGAAGGGCUAGGAUCCUUGUUGGUCACAAUUUGGAUCAUGAUUUAAAAUGCUUAGAAAUGGACUACCCAACAAUAAUGUUAAGGGAUACAGCAAAAUACCCUCCACUAAUGAAAACAAGCAAGCUGAGCAACUCACUCAAGUACUUGAGCAAAGCUUAUCUUGGAUAUGAAAUUCAAACAGGAGUUCAAGAUCCAUAUGAUGAUUGUGUUGCAACAAUGAGGUUGUACAAGAGAAUGAAAUCACAAGCUCAUAUAAGGGAGAAUUAUCCACUUGCAAUUGACCCACAAAAUCGUAAUAAUUUUGCAUCAUGGAAGGAAAAUGAACUUGUGAAGAUGAUGCCUUCACAAUUACUAGAAAUCUCACGAUCUGAUUAUUAUUGUUGGUGUUUGGAUUCCUAA
Molecule: messenger RNA, 747 nt
Organism: Solanum lycopersicum (tomato)
Lineage: Eukaryota; Viridiplantae; Streptophyta; Magnoliopsida; Solanales; Solanaceae
Product: RNA exonuclease 4-like
Biological process (GO): rRNA processing
Cellular component (GO): nucleus
Molecular function (GO): 3'-5' exonuclease activity; nucleic acid binding
Source: RefSeq, a predicted model, not a curated record